GAUUUGGUGAGAUGAAAUACGAGCAUUCUCUAGAUUGUGAUUAGACUUCAUAUUAGUUCAUAAAACAAAUCUCAUACUCUCUCAUCUUUGCUACGCUGCGUUUUCAUCCCCACAUGCUUGUACUCCAAUUUUUGUCUCACUCUUCACUGCAAACCCUAAUUUCAAGAAGAGAAGAGACCCCAUAAUGGACGAAGGCGAAGGAGGCUACGGUGAGACCGCCGAUCCCAUGGAUCAGUUCCACCGUAACGAAGCUAUAUCUGCUGUCGCUGACGAUGGUUUCUUGGCCGAGGAAGAUGACGAUUAUGAAGAUCUAUAUAACGAUGUCAACGUCGGCGAAGGGUUCCUUCAAUCUUUGCGCAAAAACGAUGAUUCCGGGUUCCGAAAUGAUGAUGUCGAGGAUAAGAAGCCACUGCCUCCGCUGCCUGUUCCGGAUGCCGCUGGGGUUUCGAUUCCAGGUGUCGGUGGCGGUGGAGAGGGAGUCGGCGCAGGUGGAAGCGGAGUUGCGGAAUCUAGGGCUUCUGGGAGAGUUGAUGGUUUUCAGAAUCAAGGGUUUAGAGCGAACGAUGUCGGUGCCAAAGGUGGAAUUAGGGUUGAAUUAGGGCACCAAUCUGAUAAAUUGAGUGAAAUUGAAGAGCAGGGUGGUAAUGAUGGUGCUGCAGUGCAGGGGAUUGGACAACAACCACAUGCUGGAGUUGUUGCGAGUGUGGGAAAUGAAGGUAUGGUGAGACAAGGUCAAGGUGGUGGUAGUGUUGGUGGUGGUGGAGGAGGAGGGACUGCUAAUAGGGUUGGUGGGAAUGGUGUUGGGAACAGUGUGGGUGCUGUUAAUAGUGUUAAUACUGGAGGAGUUGGAGGUGGUGGUGGUGGUGCUGGUUCUGGUGGUACUAUAUUGUUUGUCGGUGAUUUGCAUUGGUGGACCACUGAUGCCGAACUGGAAACUGAGCUUAGUAAGUAUGGGCCUGUUAAGGAGGUGAAGUUUUUCGAUGAGAAGGCUAGUGGAAAGUCAAAGGGGUAUUGUCAAGUUGAAUUUUUUGACCCUUCUGCUGCAACAAAUUGCAAGGAGGGAAUGAAUGGUCAUGUUUUUAACGGGAGACCAUGCGUUGUUGCGUUUGCAUCUCCUUUUACAGUUAAGAAAAUGGGGGAGGCACAGAUAAACAGGAAUCAGCAGAUGAACCCAUCUGCAGUUACACAACAGGGAAGGAGGGGGCCUUCUGAUUCAGGGGCUAAGCCUGGUGGGGGUAAUAUUUCUACAGGUGGUAAUUACCAAGGAGGAGACGGGAAUAGAGGUUAUGGGAGAGGAGGUAAUUGGGGAAGAGGGAACAAUCCUGGUAUGGGGAAUAGGGGGCCCGUGAAUCCGAUGAGGAAUAGGGGUGGUGGGAUGGGUGGUAGAGGUAUAAUGGGACAUGGUGGAAAUGGAUUUGGACAGGGUAUUGGUGGUACCCCUCCACUGUUGCAUCCUCAGUCAAUGAUGAGUCAGGGUUUUGAUCCUGCUUUUGGUGGUCCAAUGGGUAGAAUGGGUAGCUACGGUGGCUUUCCUGGUGCUCCGACGCCUCCUUUUUCUGGGAUCUUACCAUCAUUCCCUGGUGUUGGAGGUGUUGGUUUGCCUGGAGUGGCACCUCAUGUUAAUCCUGCAUUCUUUGGAAGAGGGAUGCCAGUUAAUGGUAUGGGGAUGAUGCCUACAUCAGGCAUGGAUGGUCCUAAUAUGGGAAUGUGGUCAGAUCCAAAUAUGGGUGGAUGGGGUGGGGAAGAACCUGGUGGUGGGAAGGCUGGAGAGUCAAGUUAUGGGGAGGAAGCUGCAUCUGACCAUCAGUAUGGUGAAGUGAGUCAUGAUAGAGCUGGGUGGCCUAUGAGGGAGAAAGAUAGAGGUUCAGAAAGAGACUGGUCUGGUUCUUCUGAGAGAAGGUAUAGGGAUGAUAGAGAUCAAGGAUAUGAGAGAGAUGCACCUAGAGAGAAAGAUAUGGGCCAUGAUCCUGAGUGGUCUGAAAGAAGACAUCGCGAUGAUAGAGAAACUGGCAGAGAACGGUCCCGUGAUCGUGACAGGGAAAGGUCUCGUGACCGUGAUCGUGAACGUUCUCGAGAUCGUGACCGCGACCGGGAAAGGGAUCACCGUGAGCGUGACAGACACAGAGAAGAUAGGGACAGGUAUGCAGAUCAUCAUAGGUACAGAGAUGGGGAAGGAGAGCAUGAUGACGAGUGGGAAAGGGGACGGUCAUCAAGGACACACAGCAAAUCACGGUUAUCACAAGAGGAGGAACACCACUCUAGGCCGAGAGAUGCUGAUUAUGGGAAGAGGAGACGGCUUACUUCUGAAUAACUUUCAUGCUGCUUGUUAUUUCUACGAAUGGUUUCCAAUGAGUGAGGGGAAAAAAGUAUCUGAAAAGUAAGGAUUUGCCCUAUGCUUGAAUUCUCCUGGGUCCAGAAGUUGCUGAGCAGCUGUUUUGUUUCAAUCACUUGUUCUGAUCGCUUCUUGUUAGGAGCAUGGUUUCUUUCUUUGUUGAGAAAGGGACAAUUGUUUUGAGAAAGGAAACUGUUCAUGCAAACUCUGGGUUGUGAUGGCAUCAGCAUCUUCAAUGUGGGGGAUUCAAGUCAUGACAAUUCUUUUCUUACAUUGAGAAGUGGAACUUUUGCUAUGAAGUAUUAGCUUUUGAUUUGAACUUAUGUUUCCGUUAUUAGAACAUGAUUAAUUAAACCAUCAUGUUGAUGUAAUGGGUUUAACUUGCUGAAGUCCGAAAUGUGGUAGAUUAUUUAGAACUUAUUGUUUGAAAUAUGUACUAGGAUUUAGCAGAGGAUGCUGAUAAUGUGCUGUUUCGAUUGGCUGGCUGUUGUAACAUUUUUUACCCACCUUUUAGCUGGCUGUUGUAUCAUUUUUUUACCCAUGGCUGGCUGUUGUAUCAUUUUCCCCCA
Molecule: messenger RNA, 2901 nt
Organism: Vigna angularis (adzuki bean)
Lineage: Eukaryota; Viridiplantae; Streptophyta; Magnoliopsida; Fabales; Fabaceae
Exons: 2
Coding region: 185-2311 (708 amino acids)
Biological process (GO): mRNA alternative polyadenylation
Cellular component (GO): mRNA cleavage and polyadenylation specificity factor complex
Molecular function (GO): mRNA binding
Source: RefSeq, a predicted model, not a curated record